CGGAACUGAACUGUACCGUGAACUGGAAGUUCUUUCAUUUUAGCUGAAGAACGAAAAUUGUCUGCUUAUUUUCUCCAUGAUGUGUGUUUGAGGACCAAAAGCAUUAAACCAACUUUUAUUUGUGGAAUGAAAGAAUCCGUGCUGCCCAGCAAGAGACCGGAAACACAUUCGUUAAAGACUCAUCGUGCAGUCCGGUAACACGGUUAAACGGAGCCGUGUUUCCGUCCUGGAAGAAGCUUUGCUGUGCCAUCACACACUGGAAGCUAACUUCGCGUUAGCUGUCUACCGAACUGUGAUAGUGUCGGACUCGUCAAGAAUAUCCAACGAGACGGGAGCUCAUCAGUUGGAGCAGGCGAAGACAGGAGGAGUUGCAGGGAUUUGCGCAUCCCUCAUCACCAUCGGGCCCUGAGAUGACAUCACAGCAGCCACAGCUCCCCAAUGCUGUCAUUCCUCCCCACCUCGCCCAGAACUCCUCUGCUCAGCAGGCACGGCCCCACAUUCAGGCUAAUCAGCUGGACUCAAGUCAGAGCGGUGCAACUGCCGGGUCUUUGGACCACAGAGCUCUGACGGGCAGGCCGGGCUGCUCCGGUGUGGCAGCAACCAGCGGGGAGGUGUCCAACAGGAACGUUUCUGCCUCCUGCGCCAACUCCAGCUCGUCUAGAAGAGAUCGGGGCUUCGAGCCGUGGCCUGAGGAAGCAGUAGAUAACUCACACGGGCUGUACUCACUCCACCGCAUGUUCGACAUAGUCGGAGCCCAGCUGACGCAUCGGGAUGUCAGGGUACUGUCAUUCCUGUUUGUCGACGUGAUUGACGAGUACGAGCGUGGUGGCAUCAGGAGUGGAAGGGAUUUCCUGCUGGCCCUAGAGCGCCAGGGUCGCUGUGAUGAGACCAACUUCCGACACGUUCUCCAGCUUCUAAGGAUUAUCACCCGUCACGACCUACUGCCUUAUGUCACACUCAGGAAACGACAGGCUG
Messenger RNA from Morone saxatilis (striped sea-bass), 975 nucleotides. Its product is annotated as death effector domain-containing protein-like. The record is from RefSeq and is a predicted model, not a curated record. Gene Ontology annotation, molecular function: protein binding; DNA binding. Gene Ontology annotation, cellular component: nucleolus. The transcript is spliced from 2 exons. NCBI's taxonomy places the organism in Eukaryota, Metazoa, Chordata, Actinopteri, Moronidae. Gene Ontology annotation, biological process: regulation of apoptotic process; extrinsic apoptotic signaling pathway via death domain receptors; apoptotic process. The annotation marks the transcript as partial.